AUGAGAUCGAUAGAAAACACCAAAUUGAUUGACAGUCUUAAUGUACCUCUAAAGUCGUAUGAAGAUAUCCUCACAGUUUUCAAACACAUGUUGUCCAAUGGUUUGGAAAUUUACCUUGAUCGUUUCCUGGCUCCAUUCAUGGGGGAUUGGCCAACACAAUUCUUCAUGUGUCAACUGGUAUACAAUCUGGUUAAAGUUUCCUUACCCACCAUAUGCAAGAAUGUUGUCACGCUGAUAGGUCCAUUGCACAUCUCACUGAAUUCAAGAGAAUGUGUCCUGAAGAUGUUCCAACCAAUCUUUGCAGAGCUAUACUCCUUCCUAUUUGGAAAAAAAGCCAAGUUAGCAAUGAAACCUAAGCCACGGAGAGUGUCCCUGCUACUCGAAGUUAUUUAUGGUGGCUGGACACUUAUUCGGGAAACAGUUCUUUCAGUUUUCUGCCACUGUAAAGAUAUUGAAUUCCUUACCCUUGUCAACCUUGUUGAUAAUUAUGUGCCUCUUGUAUUGAGCAUCUACUCCGUAGUAUUCAAAUGUAAUGACUAUGGUUUAUAUUGCAAGUCUCUGUUGCAUUGCUGGGUGAUGUUUAUGGUAUUCCGAAGGUGUCACUAUGACAAAGCUUUGUUGGUCACUCUAUCGGCAUUCAUGUAUUGGGAAGAGAAUGAUCAUCCUAUGUACCACAAACUAUGUGAAGCAUUGGUAGCCUUUGAUGAGUAUCCCGAUGAAAACUUCCAUUCUGUACUACGAGCUAGGACUAAUGAAACUGACAAUGCUGCGAAAAUGAGCCUAAAGGCAAAGGAGAUAAGAUGCAUGUAA
Messenger RNA from Paramuricea clavata, 810 nucleotides. The record is from the annotation of a GenBank genome assembly. Lineage: Eukaryota; Metazoa; Cnidaria; Anthozoa; Malacalcyonacea; Plexauridae.